AUGAGCAUGGAUUCUCGCUCGCGAGUGGUGUCGGGUGGUGGCAUAAGUGGCGUGGGGUGUCCGCCGGGACCCCAGUACGGAGUAAAUCGACGGCAAUCUCCUCACGGCCAGCAGCCGCACCGACUCUCCGGGAAAUCGAGCAAGCCUGACCCCUGGCUCGCGGGCACGGCGCCCGAGUGCACGACCGCGCUGGCCAUGUCGAAAGACGCGGCGAGGUUGGACAGGCUGUCGUUCGGGUGCCCCAGCCUAGACGCGGCUUUCGAAGGAGGGGUUCGCGUGCAGGGCGUCACGGAGAUAGCCGGAGAGGCGGGGGCCGGCAAAACGCAGCUCUGCCUUCAGCUGCUUCUUCAGGCACAGCUAGCACCGGAGGCAGGAGGCCUCGGCGGCAAGUCUUACGUUCUUACGUGCGGCGAGGGGGAUUUUCCCAGCCGAAGGCUGCGGCAGAUGGCGUCAACCUACCAGAGUCGCCACGGUGUGAAGCCCGAGAAGCUGAUGGAGGGCGUGUGCAUCCAGAACGCCAAGACCCUUGACGACCAGAUGAUGAUCAUCAUGGAGCACCUUCCGCACAUCAUGCGGUCGCAGAACGUCAAACUCGUCGUGAUCGACUCCAUCGCCGCACUUUUUCGCAGCGAUAUGGGCCGCGGGCGUGGGGACAUCGGAGAGCGCUCGAGACUGCUCGGGCGCCUGUCGCAGCAGAUGAAACGGCUGGGCGAUCGACACGGUGCUGCCUUCGUCGUCGUGAACCAGGUCACGGCCAGGUUCGGGUCCUCGACGAUCGGCGGAGGGGGGGGCCGAGGGCAGGGGACGAUGGGCGUGGUAGGAGGUAGCGGCGGCGGCGGCAGCGUGCCUGCGAUGGGACUGCUGUGGUCACAGUGCAUCAACGCCAGCCCUUCAUCCAUCCCCUCAUGGGACGUCACGACUCUUGACGGAAACCUUGCAUUCGCGUCCUUUGCAACCUGCUGUACCGUGCCCUCUGUAUCUUAUUUCUACUAA
This is a messenger RNA of Ectocarpus siliculosus, 993 nucleotides long. The record is from the annotation of a GenBank genome assembly. NCBI's taxonomy places the organism in Eukaryota, Phaeophyceae, Ectocarpales, Ectocarpaceae.